Molecule: messenger RNA, 1058 nt
Organism: Aspergillus campestris IBT 28561
Lineage: Eukaryota; Fungi; Ascomycota; Eurotiomycetes; Eurotiales; Aspergillaceae
Product: glutathione S-transferase family protein
Exons: 2
Coding region: 137-811 (224 amino acids)
Biological process (GO): translational elongation
Cellular component (GO): cytoplasm; nucleus
Source: RefSeq, a predicted model, not a curated record
UUGAGAUCCUUUGAGAUCUAUAUAAACCCCUCUUUGGUCGUUGUUUGUUUUCAACUACACUGCACUACACUACACACUACACUAUCAACACAACAUAUUGAUCCUCUAGUAUCAUUCAUACCAUACUACAUACAUCAUGUCUCCCACUCCGUUUGGCCAGAUCUGGAGCUAUCCUAAUAACCCCAGGGUUAUGAAGGCCCAAGCAGCAGCAAACAUCAACAACCUCUCCGUCCCCUACGUCCCGGACUUCGUCAUGCGCGAAACCAACCAAACCCCCUCCUUCCUCGCCAAAUUUCCCCACGGCAAAGUCCCCGCCUUCGAAUCCGCCGACGGCAAAGUCACCCUCUUCGAGUCCGACGCCAUCGCGCAGUACAUCGCCGACAGCGGGCCCGCCGCUGACCAGCUGCUCGGCGAGACGCCGCUCCGCCGCGCGCUCAUCAGGCAGUGGAUCUGCUUUGCGGACGGCGACGUCCAGAACCCUGUUAUUGACCUUGUGUUGCCGCGGAUGAAGUAUCGCGCUUUUGAUGCCGCUGUGGAGGAGGCGGCUGUUGGGAAGAUUGAGAGGGCGUUCCGUACGCUGGAGAAGGCGCUUGAGGGGCAGGAGUGGCUUGCCGGUGGGGAGAAGGUUAGUCUGGGGGAUAUUACGGUGGCGAGUGCGCUGGUUUGGGGCUUCUCGACUGCUAUUGAUAGGGAGAUUAGGGAGAAGUUCCCUAAGGCGAUGGAGUGGUAUAAGAGGGUUGUGGAGACGCAGGGUGUGAAGGAGGCGUUUGGGGUGCUGCAGUAUGUGGAGAAGAGGGAGGUUCCUGUUUAGAUCUUUUAUAUUUGUCUAUUCAGCUAGGUGAAUUUAGCUGGUUUGUUUUGAGUCUGUUGUUUCUUCAUUGUAGAUUGUAUUGUCUUCUGUUGUCUUUGGUCGGGUUGUAUGCUGCGCUCGCGGGGGAUACUAUACUAUCUAGUAGGGUUUGAAACUUGAUCCUCAGAGUAAUGAGCCAAGUUCCUCCGUAUCACCUCCACAUCCUCGUCCGAAAACCCCAGUCGAAUAGUCAAAUACCCAACAACAC